Molecule: messenger RNA, 695 nt
Organism: Ilex paraguariensis (yerba mate)
Lineage: Eukaryota; Viridiplantae; Streptophyta; Magnoliopsida; Aquifoliales; Aquifoliaceae
Source: the annotation of a GenBank genome assembly
CCCGGUUCUCUCUUUCUCGAUCGAUACUCAUGCCCCCAAUAGUUCCGGUGAUUGAGCAAAAUUUCACAGGGAUAUGAAUAUCAGUGCUGUUGCGGAUAUGAGUUCAGGCAUGCCGACGCAGUCGUCGGAUCCACCAUUGAAGAAAUCCAAGAUUGAAACCCACACUGCCAAAGCAUACUUGCUUUACACUUGUCGUCAUUCUUAUGGAUAUAAGUUGUAUGCCCUAGAUCCUCGUGCUCUUGGUAAUUGGAAUGGUAAUCCUGAGGAGAAGAUAGAAACUUUACAACCUGUUCUCGAUUUGCCUGGCCUCAAGUAUCCGAUGAGAAUGGAUGCUUUUGCGGUGGGAUCUACGUUGUAUAUGAUUGGGGGGAAAAUUCCACUUGAAAACAAGGAUAUGGAUAAGCCAUUUUUGCGUUCUCGCCUGUCUCCAAGUGUUUAUAUGUGCGAUACCACCGCCUUACCCUUAAAAGUGGUGGAGGGACCUCACAUGAAAGGGGGGAAAGCUGUGCCAUUUGUGAUUCCUGUUGAUAACCUGAUUUAUGUCAUUUCUGACGUGCCUCCAAGAUGGACAACCUUUUAUGCUGACGGGGAUGAAACUGUAUUAUUUGAGGUUUUCGACCCAAAUGAGGGAAGCUGGUCCUCCUUGCCACGCCCUCCAUUCUAUCCCCGCCCUGAUCACUGUGACCUGGAGCCAG